CCACCUUCACAGGGAAGAACUUCUGCCUAAGAGCUCAUCUCAAUCUCCCCUCUUUCAUCUUUUCUUUCCUCAGUUUAACAUUACCAGUCCCUCUCUGUGUAUGCAGUGACCCACCAAAGCAAGAAAAUCCUCAGCUCAUGGAGGAUCACAGCUAAGCAACCAUUCAUGUAGUAAGACUUUUCUCUUUAAAUCUGGUUCAGACCACUGCUAAAAGAGAAAGAUCUAUGACCUCUGUACAAUGCACAUCUCAGAGUAUAGUAGCCCACCUGGGAGCAGGCAUUCUUCCGGGCACUGAAACUGUGCCUGUAGGGCAACACCUACACCAAAAGCCAGGAAUGGUGUGUGUUUGGGUUACAUGGGAACCGAAGAAAAGCCAGUGCUUUUUCCCAGCUUGUUCACAGCUGUCUGGCUUGCUUGCAUCAGCCUGCUGCUGUAAACUCCAAAGGUACAAGAAGAAGGUACAAGAAAAGGAUUUCUUCAAGACAGAAAUAAGUGCUCGUACAAAGAUUAACUACAAACACAGUAUAUCAUUGAUCACUGUGCCCAAAUGAGGUUUUGAGACCACAGUUUUAACGAAAAAUGAGUCAGCUCUUGCCAAGAAAUCAAUUGCAGAGAUGCGAAACACAAGGGUGCGCUAACUUUUAAGUAAAGGGAAAAAAAACAAAGCAUGUCUUUAUAUCUCUGGUUUGAUGCUCUUUGCUGCACUCACAAUGGGCUAUAAUGUGCUUUCCGAUUUUCCAGCAUGAAGUCCUAAUCUGAUGAUAUUCUAAUGAAGCGAGAAAAAUGCCCAACACAAGAACAGCCUGGCAGUUCUGCAGUAAAACAUGAAGCUAAAGCCAGGUCCUGAGUGCUUAAAACCACAUUGUUGUUUCCUUGUAAAGUACUUAAUCCUCCUCCCCAUACAUAAUGGGAAACAUUUCCAUACCUCUUUGUUGCUUAAGGUAAGCAUGUCAAACACUGAGUAUUAUGUCUGGAAGGGUUCUUAUAUAAUCUUUUCCUCUGCCCAAGUCAGGGUCAAACAUUUCUUUGCUACUCUAGAUCAGCAUUUGGCUGACCUCUGUUAAAGCCAGCUGAUAAUGGAGACUGCACAGUCCUUGCAGGGAAACCAGUCCACUGCUUCACCAGUUAACUAUUAAUGUUCCUGGAGGUUUGUUUAUAGACUCCUGACACGAGUAAAGGGCUCUAGAGAUGAUUUUCCGAAGGACCCAUUCAUCAAGGAGCAUGGAGUUUCUUUCUGCGAGCUCUCAUCUUUAAACAGAGAGCAAGGAUUCAGAUGCAAAGUAGAAAGGCUGAGGACAAAACAUUCCUUAAAGAGGGUUUCAGUUCUUGACAGUGGAACCAGGAAGUUGGAGGUUUUUCUCAGCAUUCUGUAUGCACAGUCAUACCAGCGCACACUUUGAAACUUUCACUGCACAUCUGUGCAUCACUGCAUGGUCUAGGCACCACGCCAGAGGCUGAAUUCCUGCGAGUCCAUGCAGCUCCCACACAUUUACAGCACUAGGACCCAGAGGGAGCUUCAUUUCUGUGAGUCAGUGCAGCUAGCUGAGCCGUGCGAGCAGUGAAUGAGGCUGGAAAGGCAGAGGGAAUGUGAAUGGCUCUUCUGGCUUGGAAAAGUGUCCACGGACUGGGGUGCUACGGACUACAAACCAGCUUGGACAACCCUCCAGAUUCCCGGUACUGCCGGCAUCCAGUGCCGCUGCUCUGAGGUGCAUAGCGUAAUGUCCAUGCUGUACUACACUCUGAUCAUAGCUUUUUUGAUCGGCACACAGGCAGCUCCAAAGUCAGAGGACAAUGUUCCACUGGAGUAUCCUGCAGAACACUCCCCGCUCAAUACCCACCAGAGUAACGGACACCACGUUCCCAAGGCAGCUCCACAGACAUCCCAGGGCCACUCUACUUGGACGAUAAGUAGAAGAGAAGCUAUAAAUAUCACCAUGGACCUCAAGGUUUUUAAGAAGAGGCGAUUCCAGUCUCCUCGGGUGCUGUUCAGCACACAGCCCCCCCCAGUGUCAGGGCAAGGACACAACAUGGGAUUUCUCAGCAGUGCAGGUUCUCUAAACAGGACUGCCAGGACCAAGAGGACUGCACAUCCCGUGUUACACCGGGGAGAGUUCUCAGUGUGCGACAGCGUCAGCAUGUGGGUUGGGGACAAGACCACAGCCACUGACAUUAAAGGCAAAGAGGUGACGGUGCUGGGAGAAGUCAACAUUAACAACAAUGUUUUUAAGCAGUACUUUUUUGAGACCAAGUGCAGGGACCCUAAGCCAGUGUCCAGCGGGUGCCGAGGGAUCGAUGCAAAGCACUGGAACUCUUACUGCACCACCACACACACCUUUGUCAAAGCGCUGACCAUGGAGGGCAAACAGGCGGCCUGGAGGUUCAUCCGCAUCGACACUGCCUGCGUGUGUGUGCUCAGCAGGAAGUCAGGGAGACCCUGAGGUGCAUCUAAACCCCUUGAGAACAUCCUCCUACCCCCCUACCUCAGUCUGUAAAUUAUUUUAAGUUAUAAAGGACUGCAUGGUAUAUUUAUAGUUUAUACAGUACAAAAAAAGAACCUUGUUAUUUAUUAAACUCUUUUGGAAACUU
This is a messenger RNA of Strigops habroptila (Kakapo), 2586 nucleotides long. It is a transcript of the gene NGF, whose product is annotated as nerve growth factor. The record is from RefSeq and is a predicted model, not a curated record. The coding region runs from base 1563 to 2438 and encodes 291 amino acids. Gene Ontology annotation, molecular function: growth factor activity; nerve growth factor receptor binding. NCBI's taxonomy places the organism in Eukaryota, Metazoa, Chordata, Aves, Psittaciformes, Psittacidae. The transcript has 3 exons. Gene Ontology annotation, biological process: regulation of neuron differentiation; memory; nerve growth factor signaling pathway.